ACAAUAGUCUCUGGAAAGAGGCGAAAUCACUCGCCUAUUGAAGAUUACCCAAUAGAUCUUUCAAUCGGCUUGCUCGAGUUUUCUCUCUCUCAGGAGAGAGUUAAGCUUCGAUUGGCUAGGAGAAGUAUCAGUAGAGCGGAGUUGGAGUCUUUAUAUACCGAAGGUGUUCCGGCGAAGAUUCUGUUUUCCGGUAUCGGUUGUGUUGGGACCCAGACGAGAGAAGAAGAGACAUUCUCUAGAAUCUGCAGAUUUUCUCGCGCAUUCCCGAGAAAUCUUCCCUCCACGCAAGAAUCCACGAAGAUGGAUCAAGAGACUUCCCUCUACCUUUGGGAUCUUGAUUCUUCAGUUAAAGAGCCGGAGCUAUUUCCAAACUCUCUCAUCUCUGUUGAAAUAUACAAAGAUGAAAGAAAUCACUCUUUGGGAAAAGCCAAGGCUACUUUCAGAGAGCGUGAAACGGACGUGGCCAUUGUUGUUUUCCGAUCGAUCAACGCUUAUGUUAAAGACAUUACUUUACCACUCGGCGACUCUGUAAUCGGUAUCUCUGUUGAUUCUUUUCCACCACAUAUGCUGAAUAAUGAGGCGGAACAUGACCUUACGAACGUUGGAAAUAGUGAUUCUCUCCAGACUCCAGCAAAUACGUUGAGUAAUCAUACCGAGCUUGACAUUUAUGUUGGAAACAUCUCUGCUGCUACGACCGCUGAAAAGCUGAUGGCUGAGUUUGGUCACUAUGGUUUGGUGAUUGACGCAAAGGUAGUUAAGAAAGCAGGUAUAUCCUACGGGUUUGCGAAAUUUGAGGAUCCAGAGAACAGUUUUGCUGCGAUUCAAGCUCUAAAUGGCAAAGUGAUUGAUGGAAAUGCUUGGAGAGUCGAGAAAGUACACAAAAAUAAGAAGCAGAUGCGUGAAGUGGAGAUUAGAGGAGCGAUGGAGGAAGGGAGGGUGUUGUAUGCGAGUAACUUGAGUUAUCAAGUGAAAGAUAGUGACUUGGAGAGGUUUUUUGGCCAAUUUGGUGAUAUCGUCGCAUGCCGCAUAAGGAGACUUAGUGAUGGCAGGAGCAGAGGAGAUGCGUUCAUUGAGUAUUCUACAAAGGAGUCGGUGGCUAGAGCGAUACUUGCAAUGGAGGGAAAGACCGUUUGGGGAAGACCUAUUUACGUGGGGUUAGGGAAAAUCAAUCCAUGAUUCUAACCAAAAAAACCUUUUUUAAAUAUUGCAAAAUUUGGUUUGGUGAUCAAACACAGUAGGGUAUAUGGUUAAGGUUCAUUUGAACAACCCAUUCAUAUAUGAUAUAUGAUUUGUAUAUAAACAAUAGUCGCGAGAAAGAAAUUACUUUUGCUUUUACCUUUCCUUUCUUUCCCUCUUAGCUUUCGUUUGUGA
Molecule: messenger RNA, 1371 nt
Organism: Thlaspi arvense
Lineage: Eukaryota; Viridiplantae; Streptophyta; Magnoliopsida; Brassicales; Brassicaceae
Source: the annotation of a GenBank genome assembly